Molecule: messenger RNA, 2109 nt
Organism: Giardia duodenalis
Lineage: Eukaryota; Fornicata; Diplomonadida; Hexamitidae
Product: DNA helicase RecQ
Exons: 1
Coding region: 1-2109 (702 amino acids)
Biological process (GO): double-strand break repair via homologous recombination
Cellular component (GO): nucleus; cytoplasm; chromosome
Molecular function (GO): nucleic acid binding; ATP binding; 3'-5' DNA helicase activity
Source: RefSeq, a predicted model, not a curated record
AUGGAGAAGAUCAAGACCUAUCUAGGUAAGAUGUGGGAGCCAAUAACAAUACUCCAAUCGCAAGUACUGCAGCACGAUGUUUUUCAGUCAAAGCCGGGUCCAGUAUAUAUGCAGCCGUCUAAGAGUCCACAGGAUAAUUCAGUAGAUGAGCUUACAACGUCGACCAGUGACCCUGCACUUAUCACAGAUGGCGACGGUGUCAAGGAGCCCGUGCUGAAGCAAGCCUCUCCCACUUCCUCUGUACCCACGCUGAUCAAUCCCGGAAAGCCACCUACUUUGGCGACACAGCCACCUGCCUCUGCCUUUGAGCGCUCGCCAUUCACUGCGUGCUUUAACCAUGACCCAACCGGUGUACCCUUGCAUAGAGGAUUCGACGAAGACUCCUUCUUUCAGCACCGAUCAUUCCCAGAUGAGGCCUACUACAAGAAAGCUAUGCAGCACGUGGGAUUUACAGAAUACAGGCAUGGUCAGCGAGCCGCGCUGUACUGCAUUAAUACCAUGCGCAAGGUUCUAGCAAUUAUGCCUACUGGCCACGGGAAGUCUGCCCUGUUCGUCCUCCCUGCGCUGGCCUCCUCCAGAAUUGCUGUUGUCAUUAUGCCCACUGUUUCUUUGCAACAGGACCAGUUUAAUCAGUGGGCUCAGUACUUGACUGUCCGGGUGUGCACUUCACAAUCAGGGCAUAGAGAAGGGGCGAUUCGCUCUCGAGACGUUGCUGCACUCACUGGCCCGUUAAUACUCAUUGUCACUCCAGAAAAGCUUUGCAUAGAUGCUAUCCUCCAAGAAGCCAUUACUUCUCUCACGCAAAGGGGGCGAAUCUGUCUGUUUGCCAUUGAUGAGGCACACCUUGUUCUGGAGUGGGUCUCCUUCCGACCCGAGUUUCUUAGUGCAGCAGAUCUUCUUCAAAAGUGGCACAUGCAAGGUAAUAGCAGUCUUCUCUUGCUGACGGCAACGCUCACCUCCACAGCCUGCCGACGCCUUAUGGAGAUAUUCCAUUUUACCUGCAAUGACAGGGUGGACGAGAUGUGCACAAGCGAAAGACAGCUUCUGUACCGAACCAGUGCUGUGGAUCAUUUGCUUGUCUUUCCUGCUUACAAAGACAAUAUAUUUCUGGAUGUAGUAGAGAUUGGAGCAAACACCCCACUUAUUGAAGAAGUCCUGGAUGCGCUGAAGGGAUACAUGGCUGACUCCAGUAUCAUAUACUGUCGGAGACGGGCAGAUAACGAUGUACUAGCCAAUAACCUAAAUUGUGCCCUGAAGAAAGGAUUUGCAGAAUCAUAUCAUAGUAGUAAGCAGGACCAGAGUGAAAUUGUGCAGCGGUGGCUUAGCGGAAGAACCCUCUGUGUAUGCGCCACUAUUGCUUUCGGGAUGGGGAUCAAUAAGCCAAAUGUUCGACUCGUUAUCGAUGCUGACCCCUCUGGCUCCAUCAACACUAUCCUUCAGAAGAUUGGAAGGUGUGGAAGGGAUGGGCAGCCAGCGAAGGCAGCCCUUUAUUACAAUUGCAAGGAGCUGCAGAAGCUUCUUCUUAUUGUAGCACGGGAUCAUGACCAGAGCCUUCUUUCUGCCGCCGUUUCUGCUUGCCUUUUCUACCUUCGAGAUGAUAUCUGUAAGUGGCGGCUAAUGUUACUGUACUUUGGUCAAGAGAUAGAAAGGAGUGGUGCCCCGAUAGAACGGUGCGGUCAUUGUAGCUAUUGCUGUUCGUCCCCCGUGGAAGUCAAUGAAGAUCACGAAUCUGAUUCCAGUGACUGCCAGCCUCUAGUACUAUCGCUCUUACUAUUCAUUGAGCACAAUAAGAUGCACGAAGCUGAUGGAAAGACAGGCUUCACUGCUGCCAUAAAUCAUUUGGACAAGAUCUUCAUCCGAAAGCAAUCUAAAGGACGAAAGCAGCCGGAAGGCCCCUUUUAUAGCAAGCGUAAGAUCCUUCAGACCGUCUUAGAGUUAGUACAAGCUGGCUAUCUAGAGUUCUACAUGAGCAGUUUUCAGGGGACCCUUUGUCUCCGUUUGAACCCAAACCGCGCCAUAGAGGCAAAGACCAUCAGACACAUAAGCACAGUCUACAGAGAUAAAAGCGAUAACAAAAGCAACAACAGCAGUUUAAUCAUUAAAACAUAA